Messenger RNA from Betta splendens (Siamese fighting fish), 4848 nucleotides. It is a transcript of the gene rbms2a, whose product is annotated as RNA binding motif, single stranded interacting protein 2a. Lineage: Eukaryota; Metazoa; Chordata; Actinopteri; Anabantiformes; Osphronemidae. Gene Ontology annotation, molecular function: mRNA binding. The transcript has 14 exons. The coding region runs from base 308 to 1498 and encodes 396 amino acids. Gene Ontology annotation, cellular component: cytosol; ribonucleoprotein complex. The record is from RefSeq and is a predicted model, not a curated record.
UCCCCCCGGUGAGUGAAACAACAGCGGGCAGUGAAUGGAUCUCGGCUAAUCCCCUCUCCUCCGCGGACCCCCCGGAGCCGUGCGAAGGGCCCACGAAGGAGCCCCCGGGGCCAGCAGCGAGGGGGGGUCGGGGGGAGUGAGGGAGGGGGGGGGGGAGCGGGGGGGGGGGGCGUCGCAGCGGAGGCAGCGGCAGCAGCAGCACCACUCGCAGUCAAGCGGCGGGACUCCAGGCACUCACUUCCCCAGCUGCUGACGUCAGCUGGCAGCCUGGGCUGUGCUCGCUGCUCCGGACAUAGCGCCGAGAAAAAUGCUGCUCUCCGUGCCGCCAAGGGCAGGAAUCAACCCAUACAACGGCUACAACAGCAGAAACAGCAAAAAGCAGGCCUAUGUGUCCUCCGGCCACCAGAUGGCUCCCCCCAGUCCCAACACCAACAGCAGCAGCAACAGCAGCGGCGGCGGGGAACAGCUGAGCAAAACGAACCUGUACAUCCGCGGCCUCCAUCCGGGAACCACAGACCAAGACUUGGUGAAGCUUUGUCAACCGUAUGGCAAAAUUGUGUCAACCAAGGCCAUUUUGGACAAAACCACCAACAAAUGUAAAGGCUAUGGCUUCGUGGACUUUGACAGUCCAGCAGCAGCACAGAAGGCUGUAACAGCUCUGAAGUCCAGUGGGGUCCAGGCUCAGAUGGCCAAACAACAGGAGCAGGACCCCACCAAUCUCUACAUCUCCAACCUGCCAGUGUCUAUGGAUGAGCAGGAGUUGGAGAGCAUGCUCAAGUCCUUUGGCCAGGUCAUUUCCACGCGCAUCCUGCGAGAUGCCAACGGGACCAGCCGUGGUGUGGGCUUUGCCAGAAUGGAGUCUACAGAGAAGUGUGAGGCCAUAAUUCAGCAUUUCAACGGGAAAUUCAUCAAGACUCCACCAGGAGUGCCUGCACCCACAGAGCCCUUAUUAUGUAAGUUUGCAGACGGAGGACAGAAGAAGAGGCAGAACCAGGGGAAGUACCUCCAGAAUGGAAGGGCCUGGGCUCGAGACGGAGACACGGGAGGAAUGACGCUUACGUAUGACCCUACAGCCCUACAAAAUGGCUUCUACUCGCCCUACAGUCUGACACCAACCCGAAUGAUUGCCCAGACUUCACUCUCACCCUACAUGCAAUCUCCCGUUUCAUCCUACCAGGUACACAGCCCGUCCUGGAUGCACCAUCAGUCAUACCUCAUGCAGCCAGCUGGUACAGUUCUUACCCCAACAAUGGAUCAUGCCAUGUCCAUCCAGCCCACGUCCAUGAUGGGGCCUCUCACCCAGCAGCUAAGCCACCUGUCUCUGGGCAGCACAGGCACAUAUAUUCCGGCCAACACAACUAUGCAGGGGACCUACAUCCCCCAGUACACCCCAGUGCCUCCCUCCAAUGUCCCAGUAGAGGAGAACGGUCAGCAACAGCAGGUGGCCAUGGACACGCCUGCAGAACACACUAACUACACAUACCAACACACAAAGUGAAGCUAAGCUCCCAGCUGACGGGGCCGAGGGGACGAGAUGAAUCCAGCCACACUGGAUUCAACUGGAAGAGAUCUGUGCUCAGCACCACCACCAAGAUCCCGGACCUGAACACGGACAACAAAAGGAACAUCUGCGUCUGCAUUUUUCUUCUCUCUUUUUUUUUUUUUUUUUUUAAGAAAAAGGACAACACUUACAUCAUUGGACUUUUAUGCUCACAUCCUCAAGAGUUGCUCAACCAAAGGUGGGAUUCUUCUUCAGAGAAGCUUUGAUCUAUUUUGGUAACUGAAAAAAGGAAGAGAAAUAAAGAAUUAAAAAAAAUCAACACGAGGGAGGAGGAAUAGACAGAUCAUUAUUUUUGUGCAUGUAAUAUAACAAAUUCUUACUUUAAAAAAAACAUUCUGGAUGUUUCAGAGUGAUAUUAAGGAAGCGCGGAAACACAAUGUGUCUUUUAUUUUUUGUAAAGUAUGCAAACUUUUAUUUUUAUUUCCUGAUGUCUGUUGUUUGACAUUGUGUGUGUGCAGCAGCGUUAGCAACAAUGUGUACAGAUUAAGAACUCACAAACACCUUUGCUGGUCUAAUGUGUCGGGUCAAACCGUGGGAGGCAAACCGUUUAAAGCUACUUCUUCCUGUAACUGCUGCAGAGAUUUAUAAUAUAAUAACGCUGACUGUUUAUAGUGGACACAAAUUCCUUUUUUUUAAAGCAUUAUUUCACUAGUGAACAAAAGACAAUCAAUAAUUUCUAUUUAUAUUUGACUUAUAGUUCUAUUUUGUAGAGUUUCUAGAUUCAUGAAACACGUUUAUAGAAAAGAAAUUAUUUAAUAAGACAAGAUGAAAUGGAGCUUAAGAGAUCUUUACGCCACACGCAAGCUCUAAUAUUAAAUUAUUCACUCUGAUGCUCGGAUGACGUUUGAUUCAGUCCGGUAGACGCUAUCAAAGACAUGUCAAAAAGACACCUGUUCUGUUCUGAUUCCAUUUCACAUCACUGUGAGAAGUGGUUUUAAGCGGUUUUGUUGUGGCAAAGCUUCAGGUAUCAUUUAAAUGCAUCCUCUGUGGAAGGGAUGACGUGAACACGCUUUAGAUCCGAGGAGUUCGAUCGCUGAAAGAUUAUAUGUACAAUGAACAGUGCAGUUACAAAGUGGAAACACUUUAGCAAAAGCAAUGAGGGAAAUCAGAUCAAAGACGAACUAAAUCCCUGUGAAUCCAGUAAUGAGUCUGAAUCUAAAGGGAGCUGUAAGUCUUUUUUUUCAAUGCUGCUGUUGUCACCUAGGUUUUAUCGUCCGUCAGUGAUUUUUAGUUUGUAGAAAAGUCAGUGUCCUGUUUUUAUUUCUUUCUUUUGCCUGUCACUUGAAAAACCUUCGAGUUAUUUGCCUUAUUUUGUGAUCAGCUGAACUUUGAAGUAGAUUUUAGAUGUAGAUUUUAGCUUUUCCUAGAGAGCAGAUGCUAGUUUUUCCUCUCUACGUAGUGAUUGAUGCUGUUUUCACAUGAACCUCCGUUCCAGACCUUGAUGCGUCGUCUGUCCCGCGUCGCACCUGUUUGUGCAAAGCUGAACCAAACACACCAUUUAGAGCUGAUCCAAAAGAUCCACGCCGGCGCUGCGUCGGCGUUCGGCCUCAUGGAGGCGUCCUACACGCGAGCCCGUGUACGUUUCUGUCCCUGACGCAGCCUCUUUAGAGCUCAUGUCACCACACACAGUACAUCCUAUAGGUUGACCUUUAAUUUAUUCUGACACCACAAACUGUAGAUAUGUAGAUAAUAGGAAUAAUGGUUUUACAAAGGACUGCUCACUAGACCAUGGAAGUGCCAUUAAGACGAUUCUUAUAGCCUUUAGUGAGACAGCAAGUCUGAAUGAAUUUGAGAGUGAUCCCAAACUCUGCAAAAACUAUUUUUAGCUAAGCCUUAAUGUUUCUCUCUGGGUAACCUGCCUGGACUCUCAUAGGAUUGACACUAAGUUGUUCAUAGAGCAGAGGCGUCGCGUCCGUCAGGUUCGAUAUAGGGUUAACACAUUGCUCCUCCUCACGUUUGAAUCCGCUGAUGAGUGGCGGCUCCCGGUCCGAGUCGCCGCCCCCUUCUUCCUCCUGUCCUCCUCUUCCUUUCUGCAACCAAAGACGUUGUGGCCCCUCACGCUUUAGCUCUCUGUCGCGGGGCUCUCGCCCACCAAAGGUUUCCGUUCCGCCGGGGUCAGACAGAGGCCGACCACAGUGAGGGUGUUUACAUCGAAACCAUACACGCCGCGGUCCGUAGGGGACUCAUCCUGGACUUUACUGACCACAGCGGAGGCAGAGCAGCUUUUAUACAGGCCGGGUUUUCAGACACGAGAGCUAGUUUUGUAAAUAGGCUUCUCUUCCCUUUCCUCCCUUUCUUACAUCACUCUGUCUGUUUCUUCAUGUGUGUUUUUAUGAUUUUUUUUUUAAUGGUUUGUAACUUGUGCAGAUAACACAGUGAAUAGCAAGUUUUCAGAUUCAGUGCACCAUGAAGGAAAAUGUCAUGGAUAUUGUUUUUAUGUUCAGAGAAAUGAUAUUCCAUGUAUUAGCCAUCAAUUUAAACUACAAAAACAGAAUUUUGAAACUAUGAAAUGACCACUUGGUACAAUGCAGUGUUGUCUAUAUAUAUUUUUACAAACAAAGUUGGCAGAAAUGAUAUUACAAUAUCAAAAUUAGCAUCAUGAACAUUUUAGACUCAUUAGAGACAGAACUCUGAUUGAAAUACACAUUUGUACUUACUUUCAGUCCAGGCGAAUUAAAAAAGCUCCAUUUGUCCAAACUAAAGUAGAUUUUAUGACUUAUUUCAUAGCUUCAAAAUGUUUUGCUGCUAAAACAGGAUUUCCAAGCAGAUGGUUAGAUGUUUCCCAGCCUGGAUUUUCAAAAUGUCUUCCUUUGAGUUUGGUUAAUACUAAUGCCCGUUGUUUAUAUGGUUUUAUAGAAUACUUCAAUAACUGUUCAUUUUUAAUGGUCAGUUUCCAGCUUUGUGUUUUGCAUAAUUUAAACUCAGAUUUAUUUGUAAAGUGACAUUUCUGAAGAGGAAAUACUACAAAUCAUGUCUCGUUUCUCAACACUGUAUAGACAUUUUGAAAAUACCUUGGGCCCAUCUCACUUUCUGCUUGCGAACAGUUUUCUUAUUUAUACAAUAACUCAUUUUGUACAGUUUUGUUAGUGGAAAGAGGUUUUGAUAUUUUUUUUUCUUUUUGCAAAGCCACUCGGCUACUUUUGUCUUCCUGUGCCAGAGUUGCUAUAAUUGUCUGUAACUUCUGUUUUUUUUAUUGAUUGAGAAAAGAUUUCCCUCCUGUCUUGGUUUUCUUUUUGAAUUUGAAUAUGUCAUUUUUUCCCUUUUUUAAUAAAAGUCUUGUUUCAAUA